This is a messenger RNA of Drosophila willistoni, 2217 nucleotides long. RefSeq lists its product as uncharacterized. The transcript has 3 exons. Bases 99 to 1994 code for a protein of 631 amino acids. Lineage: Eukaryota; Metazoa; Arthropoda; Insecta; Diptera; Drosophilidae. The record is from RefSeq and is a predicted model, not a curated record.
AAAUUUGAAAUUUAUUUUAAACAUUUCACUUCUUCGAUUUUAAAGCUUCUUCACUGUAAAUAUAUUUGCUUACAUUUUUGUUUUAAAAUUUAAGAAAUAUGGCUGAGAGGAUGGCAAAAAAAUUUGAUCAUGAGGAUCGGCAGAAUUUUGUUUCGACACCCAUGAGUCUGCCCCUCUUUAUGGUCUCACGCAAUCGUAUACGUGCCGAGAGUUUGGAUCGCGUGAAAAAGCAAUUUCACUUGGCUGGCAAGCAUUAUAAUAAAGAUUGCCAGAAUGAGAAUCGUGGUCUGGGUCCAAGUGCUGCAACUUUGGAUCAUUAUCGCCAUGUUACAGGCCAUGACAAAUCCUUUUGCAAGUUAAACCCAGAGAAGCGUACUCUACGUCAAAACCGUGAUUUGAUCACGACCAGAGAUUGGCAGAUGGCACCGAAUCGUUAUGGCAUACCACCAAUACCCUAUCAGAGUAGAAUGGGUUCCAAGGGAACGUUAUUCCCCAAACAACAUAUCCAACGUUCACGUGUUGUUACGAAACCUCCUCAAUAUACGUUCUAUGAGCUGCCAUCGGAUUUGGAGAAAAUUCAUCGCAGUGAGAAUAGGCAUAAGGGUGUAUUUCUUUCAAAUGCCCGAGAACGACGUCCCACAUCCCGCAACAUGGUAUCGAGUGUGAAUGGUUGCUGGCGUGAUCCUACCGAUCCUGGACCCUGUGAUACUCAUACCUAUCGACAUGAACUGUGGGCUAAUGUGUCCCCUGUUAAGAAGAGUCAAAAACCUAAUCCUCAUCUUUUUCUGCGCAACUCUUGUGUGCCUACCAAACCAAGCACUAUGAUUAAGCGGCAUAUAUCAUUUGAACCUGGACCCGGACGUUAUGAGACACGUUAUGCCAAUGUUUGUCCUUGUCCAUCGGGCAAGAUUAAUAUGCCAGAGCUUCAGCUAAAAAUUGAUGCACAGAAACGUUUGAAAUUUCGUCGUUUACCCUUUAAGCGUAUCAAUCCGAAGACCUAUUGUGAGCCAGAUUGGCGACAUGUUCCUGGGGCGGGACAUGAGCAUAUUUUCCGGAUGGGUAAACAUGAUUUGCCGCCACCCAAAACGAAAUUGGAUGCCGCAAAGAAGCAACCUGAGAAGCAUUUGAAUCUUUUUGCCGAUGGCAAAUAUUUGAAUAUGUUAAAUAAUCCCACACAUCAUCCGAUUUCCUUUAGGGAUUACCCUCUGCCAACAUAUGAACCGAAAAUCGUGUAUAAUUGUGUGGCCAAGCGGGUGGCACGCAAACAAUUGCGAAAUAAUAAGAAAAUUGCCUUCAAUAGUGGACAAGAGCGCUGGAAGGAUGGCGAUCGUCCAUUGCAGCUGACGACCACCCAGAUUGAGGCUAUUAAGGAGAGUUUGCCACCAGAAAGACGACUAGUCGAUAAUCCUAUUCAAUUGCGUCGCUCGAGAAUUAUUAGCAAAUUAUUUCAUGUACCAGAACAUCAAAAGGUCACAUAUUUGCCAAAGUUACGGAAGCGUCUAUUCAAAUUUUUACCCAUUCCUGGGGCCAGAGUUUUGGUCACCGAUAGUGAUAUACGUCCGGAUAUUACAUUCGAUCCUGAUCAUCCGACUGGCAUGUAUCGCAAGAAACUCGACGAGAAACAAUUCUUUUUGGAUAGCGUUCUAGCUGCUCAAGAAAAUGCCGAAAGAGAUACCAUUAAGUCGGACGAUAUACCUCAGCGGGCUAGUACCAUGAGCGUAUUUGAAAGUAACUCUGAUCAGGCAAUUGCUAAAACGAAAAAUCUUGUCACAGUUGUCGAGCCCAAUGAAUUGCCAGAGCAGGCACCGUCACCAGGCCAGGCUGGAACUCCUGAAACUAAGCCGAAGGAGCCAACUCUUCCGCCCCUUCAAGUAUUGGUUCAAUCUUCGCAAAAUAUUGUUGUAAGUCCUCCUGUAUCUGCUCUAGAUGUUGGGGCUGCUUCUGCUGAACAUGUCCCCGAAGCUGCUUCAGACUCAGCUCCUGCUGAGGCAUGAGGUCACACAAUUAAAAUUUCACAAAGAUCGGACACACACACACACAUGAGCCACGUUUACAUAGUUUCCUUUUGUGAUUUAUGCUCCAUGCUCCAGUAAAUUUAGCCUCAUACCUCGUAACCCCCUUUCCACCCUUCACUAAAAAUGUUGGCAUUUAAGAAUGAUGACAAAAGAAUAGCUAAAACUAUAUAUACAAUAAAAAGCUUAAAGAGGAAAUGUAAAA